Molecule: messenger RNA, 2244 nt
Organism: Nannospalax galili (Upper Galilee mountains blind mole rat)
Lineage: Eukaryota; Metazoa; Chordata; Mammalia; Rodentia; Spalacidae
Gene: Tektip1
Product: chromosome unknown C19orf71 homolog
Source: RefSeq, a predicted model, not a curated record
ACAUGGGUCAGGACCUUAACAUCUGUCAGACAUUCUAUUCUUAGAAAAGCUCUGUCCAGGCCGGCGCAGCUCAGUAGGCAGAGUGCUUUGGACUCAAUUGAUAAAGCGCUUAUAGCUAAGUGGGUAGAGCACUUGCCCAGUAUGCACUGAGCCCUGGGUUAAUACCCAGUAUCACAUAAACUGUGUGUUACGGUGCGUGCCCAUCAUCCCAGCACUCAGGAGGUGGAGGCAGGAGGAUCAGGGGUUCUGGGUCAUCUUCAGCUACAUAAGGAGUUGGAGUCUAGCCUGGCCUAAUAAGAACCUUCCUCAAACAGGCCUCAAAAAAAAAAAAAAAAACCACUCAGAACCCUCAGGCUGUUGCUGGCUUUACAGUGCCCUUCAGGGGCCCCCUCAUGACCAUCUCCUGCCCAGGCCAGAGGUCUAAGACGAAAGACAGAGUGCAGUUUGCAUCUGAGGGGUGAUACCCCUGGUGUGGGUUCAGGAGGCCCUGUGGGCACACCUGCCCUGGACAGAGUGGCCUGCUGGCCACUUGGACACCGAUGUUGCUGUCACUGAGGUGGCAGCUUGUGUGGGGCAAGGGCAGCUAUCUGGGAGUCCCCUCUGGAAACCCCAACUUCGCUCUGGGGGGUCCAGGUCAACCCAGUCUCUUUUUACAUGGUGAGCUGGUGGGGGCGUCACAUGACACUGUGGGCCUUGCAGGAUACAGUGUGUAUUUCCAUGGGUCCCAAAGGGGAGGCUGGGGUUGUGGGGUAUAGAGGGAGAAGGGACAGGGCUCAGGGCUCAGGACUCCAGGACUAUAGAAUCUUCCAGAGCAGCAGACAGGCAGGCAGAAGGGUGGCUGAGGAGGAAGUCUGGCUGGCCAGAGGAAAUGUGAUAGGAUUGAGGUUGUGCAAAGGCAGCCGGCGUGUUGGGUUUGUAGAGGGCAGGAGACAGGGCAGGUGGCGGUAUGUACCAGCUGAGACAGGACCAGGAGGAUCCAAGUGAGAUGGGCUUCAGCCCCAAGCACAAGUGGUCUGUGGGAUCCAGGCCACUCCUGGGUGCAAACCAGUGAGAGCAAUACACAGAGCCCUUUGGGGUUUGGAUAUGUUGACAUUUCUUUAUUGUGGUAAGCUUUGCAGUGUGCAAUGUACUGUCAUAAAGCAAGCAGACCAGUGGCUCCCAUAUCUUAAGUUAUCCAAAAUUACCACUAAUCCCAGAACAUUCCAUCAGCAAAGAGAAGCCCCUGCCCCCUCCCCAGCCGCAGCAUCCACUUCCCAUCUCUGGCUUGUCAUUUCCUCUCAUGGAGCCCCACUCUGUGGCUCCUUGUGUCUCAAUGUGAUGUCCCCAAGGUCCCCUCCAUGCCUUGGAGUGUGUAGAGGCCCCACUUCUGUUCAGGGCUGAGUAGUACUCUUGUGUGGAUGGGCAGGGAAGCUGAGGUUCACCUUGGCCCUGGUGGUUCCAGCCUCACACCAGAGAGGGAGAUGAGGUCAUGAGGACCAGAGCUGCCCACCUCCUCAUUGCUAGGACACCUUUGUCCCUGUCAACAGUGGCCCUACAGCCCUGGUGACCAGAGUCUAGGAACACAGAGGCAGUCAUGGAGAACCUGAGGCGGGAGGCUGCCUGGCGCCACGUCCCCUCAAGAACCCUCGGACUCCACUUUCCCCGUCCUCUCUACAGCGAUGACUACCUGUCCCUGGAGGGGCACCGCUGGGCACCAGCUAUCAGUCAGGCUAGCUGGAAGUACACACCCAUGGGCCACAAUGCAGCCGGCCAGCUGUGCUACACCAGCCUGACCACAGAUGACCCACAAGAGACCUGGUUCACACUGCUGAGGUCACCGUCACCGCACAGUCCACACCGCAAGCCCCAUGCUCAAUGGCUCAGCUGCUUCCAGCAUCGCCAGCAUGGUCUACCGCCAGGAUCCACCCAGCACCUAGGAGAAGCGACCAUCCAUGAGCCCGUGGUCCCUGUGCAGUACCACAGUCCCAACACAUGGUGGGGGAGUACGCUAUGGAGGGACAGGUCUAUCCUCGGCAAGGAGUACAUGGUCAACAGGAACCGAUUCGGGGCAGAGCCCCACUGGCCCUGGCAGGCGUCUGACUAUGUGGCUCACUUGUCUGCGCCACAGCGGCCACGCUACACCACGCAGAACUUCCACCACUGGGACCUGGAGCCAUACUGCCCUGCUAUUGGGCAGCAGCCAGCCCUGGCCUUCACACCCGCACUCUGAUAAAGCUCCUGCUGCAGACCAGGCUCUUUGUCUGA